This is a messenger RNA of Fraxinus pennsylvanica, 654 nucleotides long. NCBI's taxonomy places the organism in Eukaryota, Viridiplantae, Streptophyta, Magnoliopsida, Lamiales, Oleaceae. The record is from the annotation of a GenBank genome assembly.
AUGAUGCAAUCCUUGAAACCAAUCAAGCAGAUGAGCCAGCAUGUUUGCACUUUCGCAUCAUAUAGCCAUGAUAUGACUCGACAAAUCGAGACUCAUCACUAUGUUAGCCGCCGCAAUCAAGAUUUCCUCCAGUGUGCUGUUUAUGAUUCUGAAGACCCCAAUGGACGGCUAAUCGGGGUUGAGUAUAUAAUAUCGGAUAGGAUCUUUGAAACUCUUGGUCCGAAGGAACAGAAGCUUUGGCAUUCACAUGGGCUGUGGGUGAAUCCUCGUGUUCCAGAGAUGAUUCAGAAGCCUGAACUCAGAGAUUUAGCCCAGAGUUACAGCAAGUUUUGGUGCACAUGGCAAGUUGACAGAGGUGAUAGGCUUCCCCUUGGUGCACCUGCACUGAUGAUGUCUCCACAAGGUGUGAACAUGGGUAUGGUGGAUUUAGUUAAGAAAAGGGAUGACAAUUACAGGAUAUCAGCUGAAGAACUGAAAAUAAGCAAAAUAGAUAUAGCAAUACCUGAGAUGACAAAUUCUUAUGCGGAUUACUGGAUGCAGACUGGCAAGGGUUUUGCUGUUGACGUAGAGAAGACAGAUAUGCUGUUGGAAGAGGUUUUCUCGGCUGCAACAGCAGCUGGUGAAUCUGCUCUGGACAUGGAAAGCUGUGGAUGA